Schistocerca americana (American grasshopper) is the source of this 1343-nucleotide messenger RNA. RefSeq lists its product as uncharacterized. The transcript is spliced from 6 exons. The record is from RefSeq and is a predicted model, not a curated record. Bases 414 to 1139 code for a protein of 241 amino acids. NCBI's taxonomy places the organism in Eukaryota, Metazoa, Arthropoda, Insecta, Orthoptera, Acrididae. Gene Ontology annotation, molecular function: DNA binding.
UGUGAAUGUCGCUUUUCAAAUGCUUUGUAGAAUGUUGUGACGUUCAAUUCCGGUGUGCAUUCGUAGUCGAAUGAUGCAAGUUCAGUCUCGCAAGACAUGUGGACUAUCUUCCAAUACAAAUUCGUGGCGAGAUGUUCAAAUGUCCUGUUUUUGAAGUGUGGAGGUGUGCCGUGUGGACUUAGUGGGAAUAUGAUAGCGAACGCUAUAGAUCAGCUUGUAUUGUGAAAAUGAGAGGACACAGCUGAGGUGCAAAAUUCAUGCAUCUACAAGCCGCGGCGACUAAAUAAUGCCAUUACGUUGUUGCUAAUAUGUCAGUUCGUAUUCAAUAUGAUUUCGGCUUGCCAGUGCACAAGUGUAGCAGAAUAAAACGAGCAGGUCAUGUGCUGAAAGAUUGAUCUCCCACUGGUUUCAAAAUGCCUUUCAGAAAUCGUGAAAUUUUUCAGCUUGGAUUGUUAUUUCUGUGUGUUCCUGUUCAGUACCUGUUUUCCUCAUAUUUAAGCAGUACAACAGGUAGAACACAAGCAUUAUUUGAUAUUAUCAAUGACUUUAAAGAAGUAACUGAUGUACUGUUCAGUGCAGGAGCUUGGAAACAACGAUGGGAUGGUCUUGUUUCAUCUCUUGUCCAAGUUUAUUUUCCGGAACUGAGCAGUUAUACAAGAAGCUAUGUCUACAAUGAACACAAUACAUCCCCUGCAGUUGAAGUUAUGCGGUAUGAUAGAAAUGCGGGUUACUUUGGGAUGGGCACGGAAAUAAGAUAUGAGCGCCCUUCACAUUUAAGAUACAGGAUUGGACAAGUUGUUCGUCAUCAAAAGAGAGGUUAUAGGGCUGUGAUUGUAGGAUGGGAUCUUAUUGCAAAGGCUCCACAAAGCUGGCUUAAGAAAAUAUAUGGCGAAAGCAUGGUUACUAGAGACUGGCCUCAUUAUGCACUUCUCAUUGACAACCGAGAUGUUACGCUAUUAUAUGAAGAGGAUUAUAUAAGAUUUUCCAAUGUACCUACCACAUAUGUUGUACAGGAAGACCUGGAAUUAUUGAAAAGUACUGAAAUACAGAAUGCAGAUGUUGACAGUAAAUUUGAGUAUUUUGAUGGAGCACAGUACAUACCAGGGCCAAACUUAAAAGCUAUCUAUCCAAAGGAUUAACAUGGAGGCGUUCAUUUCAGGCAGUGCUAAGUUAUUGCUUGUAGUUUUACAUUACAUGUUUGUAUUAAAAGGCUGUGUUUACAUAACACAUCAGUAUAAUUUUCUUAUUCCAUAGGAAUAAUAUAUUUUUUAUAAAAAUAGUGUUGUCUGUUGUUAAACACCUCAUAAUGUAAAAGGUGAUAGAAAUACAAUUUUCUAAAGGAA